Messenger RNA from Cryphonectria parasitica EP155, 945 nucleotides. RefSeq lists its product as uncharacterized. The record is from RefSeq and is a predicted model, not a curated record. The transcript is spliced from 2 exons. NCBI's taxonomy places the organism in Eukaryota, Fungi, Ascomycota, Sordariomycetes, Diaporthales, Cryphonectriaceae. Bases 1 to 945 code for a protein of 314 amino acids.
AUGGGAUAUCCCAAGUCUCGUAGAAGCCAUUCCUCUUCCUUGUUCUCCUUCCGGGAUCUCCCCGACGAGCUACAGCUGAUGGUCUUGCGGCACACCGGCCUGAGGGCACCCUACCAUCUUUGGACUGAACGUCUCGACCCAGCCAUCACCACCACCGAGCAUCCCGACCGUAGCAUCUCUACCCAGUGCGUCUAUAAUGUUGGCGUGACUGAGAAAGGUGGCUGCGUCAUGUGCUGCACAGGCGCCCACGCCCACUCGGCAUCGAACCCGGCUUGCCGCUGCUGGACCCUCUCUCUGGCGCCACUGCAAGUGGACCGCAAGAUGAGACGCAUGGCCGAGACCAUCUUAUACCAGGAAAACACAUGGGUCUUGGAUCUGCGUGCGUUUGUCGACCUCAGGCUCAACAACAGCAACGACCAGUUCCCGCCCUGCUAUGACGGCCUCCUGCAGCUCGCCAAGCAUUUGCAGAUCCGCGUGUCCACAGGCGAUAUGGACGAGGACGCCUAUGAGCCAGGAAACAGAUGGCACACCCUCGCCACCCUCAGCCUGCCCAUGCUGCACCCGCGCCAUUCCAAGUUUGCGCUGGGUGGUGCUAAUGAGUCGGCCUCGCCAUACAUCACAAGCAACGGCUGGUUGGGCCACUACACUUUUGCCAAGCGUGCGCAGAGGUGUGCCGUCCUCGUAGGCUUCCGUCCCAAGGAUGUUUUUGUGAGGGUCCUCCGCCGCCACCACUGCAUCGGGGCCGGGAGCACCUGGUGGGAUCUGCAGACCAAGCAUGAGUCACCCGUAUGCGACCAGCGAGACUUUUGGCCACAGGAGCGUGACAUUGAGAGGAUGAUUAUGCAUAACCCGGUUUACGACAGCAAGGCUAGGGGAAAAGCAAGGGCAUUCAUGAGCCUGUUGAAGAUCUCCCCAGGGAGGAGGAUGACCUGGGAGUCCCACUGA